Molecule: messenger RNA, 4146 nt
Organism: Physeter macrocephalus (sperm whale)
Lineage: Eukaryota; Metazoa; Chordata; Mammalia; Artiodactyla; Physeteridae
Gene: MAN1A2
Product: mannosidase alpha class 1A member 2
Exons: 13
Coding region: 778-2703 (641 amino acids)
Biological process (GO): mannose trimming involved in glycoprotein ERAD pathway; carbohydrate metabolic process
Cellular component (GO): extracellular exosome; endoplasmic reticulum; Golgi membrane
Molecular function (GO): mannosyl-oligosaccharide 1,2-alpha-mannosidase activity; calcium ion binding
Source: RefSeq, a predicted model, not a curated record
CCCCGCACACGCCGGGGCUUCUCAGUGGCCGCCGAGGAGGAAGUUCCGCUCCCUGACAGACCCGAGCGGUAGCGACAGCGGCCGCGGCUGGGAGGGCGCAGGUAUUUUGGACGCGGAUGCCCUUCGCACCAGCCGUCGAGGGAGCAGCGUCGGAGCUGUCGCCGGCCCCCGGGGACGGCGUCGGGAGGCGCGGGCGUCCGAGCCCUCCUUCCUGCUUUUCGCCCAGCGCCGCUGCUUCGGCUUCCCGGCGAGGCGGGUGACCGUUCUCCCGCUUGACUGACUUCCGAGGAGCCCCUUGUUUUUCCACCACUGAGGUUCAGAUAUUCUGCAAUCGAAGCAUCGGAGGAGCUCAAGUGAACCUUCUACAGCUCCUUGGAUCACGUCAGGCUCCCUUUUGGUGCGGGAAACCACGUUGGAGCAUCUCCCGGAGGUUCAGGAAUGGAAGAACCCACCUUGCAUCCUCUGUGCGGUGUUGCUUGUCUGAUCUACCCUUAGGAAUGAAGAGGAGACUUGUAAUCACCCGGUGAGGUACUGAGAGCCAGAUGGCAAAGAAAGUAUCACAGGACUUAAACUAGUGAUCGUUUGGGGGCCACACUCGUUUCUGCAUGUAAUUGGAUGAGCGUGAAAGAGGUGCCCUAUUGAAACGCACAGCAGUCCUUUAAGAGGAGGAAAAUUGAGUUUCCCCAUUUUUGCCAGGAUUCUGAAAACUGUUCAAUGUAUCGUACAUUUGAUGUAAGAUGAGAACUUUAUAAAAUAUUCUGCCCAAGAGCAUAAACGAUGACUACCCCAGCGCUGCUACCCCUCUCUGGACGAAGGAUACCACCUCUUAACCUGGGGCCGCCUUCCUUCCCGCAUCACAGAGCUACCUUGAGACUUUCUGAGAAGUUUAUCCUCCUCCUUAUUCUAAGUGCCUUCAUCACCCUGUGUUUUGGGGCAUUCUUCUUCCUUCCAGACUCUUCAAAACACAAACGUUUUGAUCUGGGUUUGGAAGAUGUGUUAAUUCCACAUGUAGAUGCCGGCAAAGGGGCUAAAAACCCUGGAGUCUUCCUGAUCCAUGGACCAGAUGAACAUAGACACAGAGAAGAAGAAGAACGUUUGAGAAAUAAAAUUCGAGCUGAUCAUGAGAAGGCCCUGGAAGAAGCAAAAGAAAAAUUAAAAAAGUCAAGAGAGGAAAUCCGAGCAGAAAUACAGACAGAGAAAAAUAAGAUAGUCCAAGAAAUGAAGACAAAAGAGAAAAAGCCACUGCCAGCAGUUCCUAUACCAAACCUUAUAGGAACACAUGGUGGAGACCCAGAAGAUAAUGACCUAAGAGAGAAAAGGGACAAAAUUAAAGAGAUGAUGAAACAUGCUUGGGAUAAUUACAGGAUAUAUGGAUGGGGACAUAAUGAACUGAGACCUAUUGCAAGAAAAGGACACUCCACUAAUAUAUUUGGAAGUUCACAAAUGGGUGCUACUAUAGUAGAUGCUUUGGAUACCCUUUAUAUUAUGGGACUUCAUGAUGAAUUCCGAGAUGGGCAAAAAUGGAUCGAAAACAACCUUGAUUUCAGCGUGAAUUCAGAGGUGUCUGUGUUUGAAGUCAACAUUCGAUUUAUUGGAGGCCUACUUGCAGCAUAUUACCUUUCAGGAGAGGAGAUAUUCAAGAUUAAAGCAGUCCAAUUGGCUGAGAAACUCCUUCCUGCCUUUAACACACCUACGGGGAUUCCUUGGGCAAUGGUGAAUCUGAAAAGUGGAGUAGGGCGAAACUGGGGCUGGGCAUCUGCGGGUAGCAGCAUUCUUGCUGAAUUUGGUACACUACAUAUGGAGUUUGUCCACCUCAGCUACUUGACAGGAAACCCGAUUUACUACAAAAAGGUCAUGCACAUUCGGAAACUACUUCAGAAAAUGGAUCGUCCAAAUGGUCUUUAUCCAAAUUAUUUGAAUCCACGAACAGGUCGCUGGGGUCAGUAUCAUACAUCAGUUGGCGGGCUAGGAGACAGUUUUUAUGAGUACUUACUAAAAGCGUGGUUGAUGUCAGAUAAAACAGAUCAUGAGGCCAGAAAAAUGUAUGAUGAUGCUAUUGAGGCUAUAGAAAAACAUCUUAUUAGGAAGUCUCGGGGAGGUCUUACCUUUAUUGGAGAAUGGAAGAACGGGCACUUGGAAAAGAAGAUGGGGCAUUUGGCCUGCUUUGCUGGGGGAAUGUUUGUACUAGGAGCAGAUGGUUCUAGAAUGGAUCAAGCUGGACAUUAUUUAGAGCUAGGAGCGGAAAUUGCACGUACAUGUCAUGAGUCAUAUGACAGAACUGCAUUAAAACUAGGUCCUGAAUCAUUCAAGUUUGAUGGUGCAGUAGAGGCUGUGGCAGUUCGGCAGGCUGAAAAGUAUUACAUCCUACGUCCAGAAGUAAUUGAAACCUAUUGGUACCUGUGGCGAUUCACUCAUGAUCCAAGAUAUAGGGAGUGGGGCUGGGAAGCAGCACUGGCUAUUGAAAAGUAUUGCCGAGUCAAUGGUGGAUUUUCUGGCGUGAAGGAUGUAUAUUCCUCUACUCCUACACAUGAUGAUGUACAGCAGAGCUUCUUUCUUGCUGAAACAUUAAAAUACUUGUAUCUUCUGUUCUCCAGUGAUGACCUUUUACCUUUAGACCACUGGGUAUUUAAUACAGAGGCUCACCCUCUGCCUGUGUUACAUUUAGCCAACACCACACUUUCAAGAAAUCCUGCUGUUCGAUGAAAGCAGCUCCAGAAAGACCAUUCUCACCUGUGUUUUGUUUACAUGGACCACUACAGAAAUUAGUCUGGAGAGGGGCCUUUUGAAAACCUGGACCUCUUAAGUCAACAUGGCAGGGUGAAACGUGACUAUUCCCUGCAAGACUUUUCAACUUGUAGAUGUUUCAACUUUGAAAUGAUUCCAUUUUAUACCUGACCAAAACAUAUUCUGGUGUGUGUAGGACAGAGACCUGAUGUGCUUUGAUUCUUAACAAGAUGGUCACGUGAGAAAUUAUGCCUGUUACUGCUUAUUGCUUUUAGAGUCCUGGAAUCUGAAGGCUAGAUUUCCUGAGAAUAAGCCAAGAAUGUGGAGCACCUUUCAGGAGUUGGAGAUGGCCUUUGGAACCAAUUAUAUAUUUGUUUCCUCCCAAAGUGGAGCAGCUCUCAAGUCAAAAUAUUUACACAUUGUUUAUCCCUUUUUUCUCCAUUUUUAAUAACGGAAUGAAUUAAAAUAAAUAAGAACAAAAGAACAGUGUAACUGCAUCAGCAGCAAGAAGACUCAAAAAGGAAACAGAAUACCUAUCCCUGUCUGAAUUUUCAAGUUUUGUAUUAGAUGACCAGACUGGCAACCAUUUCAAAUCUCUAUCUAUUCCAUUGAAAUUCCUUGGUUAAAUUUGUUUUCUCUGGAGUCAUGAUCUCACAAAGAAUACUCUUCAAGUCUUUGUCUCCAUAUGGAAUCAUUGAAACUGCUAUUUAUCAUAACCACUACUUACGAGCCUGGGUUUGGGAUUUUGUGCAUGUUGUUCAGUCUAGUGUUGGUAGCAUGACAAAAAGUGGGGAAAAUGCCGCAGUUUGUUGCCUUGAAACCUGUUCUAAGAGAAAGCCUUGGUUUUGUUGGUAGGAGAUUAUUUUUCCAAAGCAGCAAAUCUACCAAGUAAAUUUUAUCUACUUUAACCUCAUUAUAAACUUAGUAGAAUCCCUCAAUUUACAACUCUCUUUAUGUGGCUUGGCAAAAUUCACUAUACUGUCAUGCAGCUCUGAAUUUACCUUGAUGAGGCAAAUUACUUUUACAAUUUACUAAAUCAAAAACAAAAUAUAGUGAAACUUCCUUAAUUAUUUUUGGGACAGGGGAUCCUUUAUUAUCCCAUUAGAUGAGGGAGCUUUUCACAAAUAUUUUAUGUAAAAAAUAAAUUCAACUUUUUUUUCUCCAAGGUAUUUACAGAAAUUCAAAGAAUUAAUCAGAAUAGCUUCAAAAUAAUUUUUAGUGAUUAAAUGUGGUAUAAUUAAUUAUAUUACGCUAAACAUGGGAUAUAUCUAAGGGGCUUUCUCUUACCAUCAAUAGAUUUUACAAUAUUUCUUUUUAAAGAAAUUAUGAUUUCUCUAUAUUGGGAGGGGAAUAAUUUAAAUUUUAUCAAGAACUGUAAGAUAAAUAUCUAAGACUUAAUAAAUUUUCUGUCCCUUGAAUUUA